Suillus paluster is the source of this 1688-nucleotide messenger RNA. Its product is annotated as beta-tubulin 2. Gene Ontology annotation, cellular component: cytoplasm; microtubule. Gene Ontology annotation, biological process: microtubule cytoskeleton organization; mitotic cell cycle. The record is from RefSeq and is a predicted model, not a curated record. Gene Ontology annotation, molecular function: structural constituent of cytoskeleton; GTP binding; GTPase activity. The transcript is spliced from 23 exons. The coding region runs from base 93 to 1430 and encodes 445 amino acids. Lineage: Eukaryota; Fungi; Basidiomycota; Agaricomycetes; Boletales; Suillaceae.
GUAGCGUUUCGGACCCUGGGGUUCUGUUCCAGUUCUGGUUCAAACUCUUUUGCGGACCUCCUUGGUCAUCGAUUUCCUUUCGUCUUUCCAUCAUGUCGCGAGAAAUAGUGAACAUACAAGUCGGACAGGCAGGAAAUCAAGUUGGAGAGGCGUUUUGGAAGAUGCUCUUAGCGGAGCAUGGCCUCGACGAUGCUGGGAUGUAUAAAGGCAAUGAUCCUCAACAAAUUGCACGAGCAGGCGUAUACUUCACCCAAGUGGACUCCAAUGGUCCCACUAAGUACGUCCCACGAAGUGUUCAGGUGGAUCUUGAAACCGGGGUCUGCAAUCGCCUUCGUUCGGGACUGCUGGGUCAGCUGUUCCGACCAGAUACGUACUUCACUGGCGACUCAGGGGCUGGAAAUAAUUGGGCGAAAGGAUAUUACACCGAAGGGGCUGAGUUAAUUGACGGCAUCUUGGACAUUGUUCGAAGGCAGACCGAGGCUACAGAGGCAUUACAAGGAUUUCAGAUAAUUCACUCGCUCGGAGGUGGCACUGGCGCUGGUCUAGGUUCUCUACUUCUGUCAAAGCUGCGUGAGGAAUAUCCCGAUCGAAUGCUUUCUACAUUUUCGAUCCUUCCUGCUCCCAAUGUCUCCGAGACUGUUGUUGAACCAUAUAACUCCCUUCUUUCUAUACAUCAACUGGUUGAUAACUGCGAUCUGACGAUCUGCAUCGACAACGAGGCCUUGUAUGACAUAGCCGUUCGCACUCUUAAAAUCAAAAGUCCUGCAUAUAAAGAUCUGAACCAACUUAUAGCCAAGGUCAUGUGUGGCGUCAGCACUAGUCUGAGGUUUCCUGGUCAGCUCAACGGUGAUCUCCGGAAACUCGGGAUGAAUCUCGUCCCGUUCCCUCGUCUGCAUUUUCUUAUGCCGAGUUUCGCGCCAUUCUACGACCCAAAAGCUCGGACAUUCCAGAGGCUCUCUGUAUCCGAGCUCACUUCAUCGCUGUUUGACAGAAGGAAUCUUUUGGUUGCUUCGGAUCCCCGAUUUGGUCGGUACCUGACUGCUGCCUGCAUUUUCCGGGGCAAGGUGUCGUCACACGAGGCAGAGACCUCAGUUGCGCAACUCCAGCGCAAGAAUUCGAAUCUCUUUGUGGAGUGGAUCCCCGACAACGUGUCCGUUUCGCUUUGCUCUGUGCCUCCUGUGGGCCAACCUCAGGCAGCGGUAGCCCUUGCGAAUUCCACGUGCAUACAAGAGCUCUUCAAGCGAAACCUUGACCAAUUUGCCCUGAUGUUCAAGCGCCGUGCGUUCUUGCACUGGUACACAGGAGAGGGUAUGGAUAUCAUGGAGUUCACCGAAGCGGAGAGUAACACUCAGGAUUUAAUAUCAGAAUAUCAACAGUAUCAAGAAGCCACGGCGGAAGAGGAAGAAGUUGAAGCCGAGAGCGAGCAAUAAUACAAGUUGACAUCGUGACUUGGUUUUAGCUCUGCUUUCGUCGGUGACAUCACCUUUUGAUUCUUUCAGCAUAGAUCCAAUUUCGCAGCCUAUUUUUAUUAAUGCACAGAGACCAAUUGGAUGGCAUUGUUUUCUAUAAAUACGACUGAUGAGCUUGUUUCCCAUCGGACCUCAACUCAACCGAACACUCAGAUCAGGCAAAUGUCGAGUUUUGAAUCGCGGGACUUCGUAGCAUGCUGAAAAUAUCGCAAUGGUCGU